AUGCCUGAACCUGUUGAGUUUGACGAGUCGAAACUCGACCUUUCCGGGCUCGAUUUCUCUGAUCUCGAGUCCCAGUACCACGUUGAAGAGCCAGUGCACAACUACGACCAGUUUGUGAUUUGCGACGGCGCGCCUGUCGCGCCAGAAGCUAAGGCUCCUGUUUUGAAGAAGGUUCUCACCAAGCUGUUUUCGCAGUGCGGCAAAGUCGUCGACAUGUUUAUGCCAUUGGAAAACGGCCAGACAAAGGGCUACUUGAUCAUCGAGAUGGAAAACGCCGCUGCUGCCGACAAGGCCGUCAAGCAGUUGAACGGAAAGAAAUUGGACGUGAAACACAGAUUGUUGGUGAACAAACUGCCAGAUAUGGAGAAAUACGCUCUCAAUGACAAGAUCAGCGAGGAGUUCGUGGAACCACCCGUUCCCGAGUUCCAGAGCCAUGGAUACCUGCACUCGUGGCUGUUGGAUCCUAACGGAAGAGAACAGUUUGUUGUUCACCACCACGACACAGUUGGUGUUUGCUGGUACAAGAAGAACCUGCAACCAGAAGACGUGAUCGAGUCGAGAGCCCACUGGACGUCGGCCUCAAUGCGGUUCUCGCCAAAGGGUACUUAUUUGUUCUCGUUCUUCCCUGGCGGAGUGCAAGCCUGGGGAGGUGAAAAGUUUGACAGAAUCCGCAGAUUUGUGCAUCCUGGUGUGCAACUUUUGGACUUCUCGCCAACAGAAAAGUUCUUGGUGACUCUGUCUCCGGAACCGAUCAGCAUCCCACCUGAAGACCACCCUGCUCGCGCCCAGUGCUUGUUCAGCGCCGAUAGCGUUGGCCACAAGCUGGUGAUUUGGGACCUGCAGACUGGAUUACCGGUCAGAACGUUUGCAUUGCCACCAAACCUCGAGAAACAGCAGUCCAUGCCAUGGCCGCUGAUCAAAUGGUCCUACAACGACAAGUACUGCGCCCGGAUGGGUCCUGACGCACUGGCUAUCUAUGACACCACCGACGACUUUGCUCUGUUGGACAAGAAGUUGUACAAGGUGGAAGGAAUCGCCGACUUUGAGUUUGCUCCUGCCGGUGUGAGACUGGCCACCACCAGAAGAAACGACGAGCCAGAGACCGUUCUGUCGUACUGGACUCCGGAAACCGUGAACCAGAGUGCUCGUGUUUCUGUGGUCCAACUUCCUUCCAAACAGGUUUUAAGAACAGUCAAUCUCUUCAACGUUUCGGACGUCAAGAUGAGCUGGCACAACGCUGGAAAAUUCCUGUGCUGCAAGGUCGACAGACACACCAAAUCCAAGAAGACGACGUUCACCAACCUGGAGCUGCUUUCUUUGAGCGAGAAAGAUAUUCCUGUGGAGAAGAUCGAGCUGAAGGAGGUUGUGAGUGCGUUCCAAUGGGAGCCGCACGGAGAACGGUUUGUGACCGUGUCGAAGCUGGACAUUCCAAACCCAAACAUCGCCAUUCCAGACAACAUUGUGUCUUUCUACGACGUGGAGGAGGCCAAGGGGUCGAAACAGGCUGUGCUGAAGAAAUGGGUGUGCCUGAAGCAGGUGACCAAGACCCAUGCGAACCAGAUUCUGUGGUCGCCAAAGGGCCGUUUUGUUGCUGUGGGCACUGUGAACGGUACGAACGGCGAGAUCGACUUCUACGACAUGGACUACGACGGAGAAAAGGAAAAAGACCAGACCGCCAAGGUGGCCUCGAACCUCAAGCUGUUGAACCACCACGAGUUCAAGGGUCUUACAGGACUCGAAUGGGACGCUUCUGGAAGAUACCUUGCCGGAUGGUCGUCCGCAUGGAGACACAAGAUCGAGAACGGAUACAAGAUCUUUGAUCUUGUUGGAAACCUGUGUAAAGAAGAGCUGAUUGACGGGUUCCGGGAAUUCGAGUGGAGACCAAGACCAGCCUCUAUUUUGAGUGCCAACGACAGAAAGAAGGUCAGAAAGAACCUGAAGGAGUACGCUGCGCAGUUCGAGGAGGCCGAUGCCAUGGAGGCGGACGCCGAGUUGAGAGAGCUGAUUUUGAAGAGAAAGAAGCUGCUCACCGAGUGGUACACCUGGAGAAGCUCUGUUAUUGCCAAGUUGAAGGAACUGAACCUGACCGAGCAACAGCACGAGACCAGAGAAGAGGUGAUCGAGGAGGUGAAGGAAGAGAUCUUGGAGGAGACCGAGGAAGUUGUGGACCGAUGCUGUUUGAUCAUGGACAGACCUUUGAAUUUUGCACUCUCGACGUUGAUGGCAAACAUCGACCCGCAUCCGUCAGAGAUGUCUCUCACUGACAAACUGGACGGGUCCAGGGCCUCUUUCAGCUUGUUUAGCCUGGUUCUCAGAAGAUGGAACAGCAACACCGAAAGAGUCACCGGAGUGAGGCCAUCCGGACUCAGCACACAUCACAGUCUUCUUACCGUCACAGGCGCUCCAGACUCUUUGCAUUUGCAACAACAACCAGUCACCAGCUCCAUCAGGGUAGAUGGUUCCGUCCCAGUAAGCGUGGGCACUGAAGGCAAUGUAGUCGGAGUACUCACAGAGGUCUGGGUUGGCAAUGAUGGCAACGUGGGUAUCGACGGAAACAAGGGAACCAGAGAAGCCAGAGCCGGAAAGAGCCGACUUGGCUUGGCUGAUGUAGUUCUUGAUGUCAGAAGGAGUAGCAGUGCCAGCGUUGACGAGCUCGUUACCAAUGGAGAUGGUGUCAAUGUCGUCCCAGGAACCGUAUUUCUCAACAGCGUUCUUGAUCUCGGAAAUACCGUCAGCAAUGGCGUCGACGUAGUAGAUACCCAAGAAGAGUUUCUGGUCGUCACCCUUGGCUUGCAGAACGUUUUCGACUUGGUUACAGUCGACACCGUAAAGUCUGAUCAAACCGUAGUCAGAGAGCUUUUCCAAGUCACUCUGGACCUCGGACAAGGACUUACAAGCACCGGAGGAAGAGUAAGGAGAGUAAGUGACACCCUUGGAGCCACCGGUGAAGUCGCCAGUAGAGGUUGGCUUGGAAGCAGAAGAGCUGGAGCUGGAAGUGGAGGACUCAGAAGAGGUGGACUCUGCGCUGGUGGUGGAGGCAGGAGUGUAUGA
Ogataea philodendri is the source of this 3051-nucleotide messenger RNA. RefSeq lists its product as uncharacterized. Gene Ontology annotation, cellular component: eukaryotic translation initiation factor 3 complex. Gene Ontology annotation, biological process: translational initiation. Gene Ontology annotation, molecular function: RNA binding; translation initiation factor activity; translation initiation factor binding. The transcript has 3 exons. Bases 1 to 3051 code for a protein of 1016 amino acids. The record is from RefSeq and is a predicted model, not a curated record. Lineage: Eukaryota; Fungi; Ascomycota; Pichiomycetes; Pichiales; Pichiaceae.